AUGGGCACGGUUCGAAAACUCAUAGUGGAAGUUAUAGACGCACAAAACCUUGCACCAAAGGACGGUCACGGAACUUCAAGUCCUUACAUCGUAAUCGACUUCUAUGGUCAAAGAAAAAAAACCCGAACCGUGGUUCGCGACUUGAACCCGAAACACGGGCCGAUUCGGAGAGAAAACUCACUCGGUCGAGUUCGACUCAGUUCAACUCAGUUCCUUAGUCAAGGUGAAGAAGCUUUGAUUUAUUAUGAAUUGAAAAAGAAAAGUUUGUUCAAUACCGCACAAGGAAAAAUUGGAUUGAAAAUUUACUAUGUAGAUGAAGAAAUUUCUCCGGAACCGGUACCGGAAAAACCAGUGUCACCACCACCUGAGAAGAUAGAUGAAGCAAAGAUUAACGAUACUGAAAAAGUAGAGCCACCACCGGCACCGCCUUCUGAACCAUCGCCAGAAAGUGAAAAACUAGAAGAAGAUCAACCGGUGGUAGAGAAAACCGAACCAUCUCCUAAACCCGAACCAAAGUCCAAAUCAGAAUCUGUUACAGAAGGUGAAGAUCAGGUGGAUGUGUUACAACCGGAACCAUUUCAAAUGACAGCUGCAACUAUUUCGAGAUCAAAUUCAGAAAUCAAAUUAAACGGAAUCAACGGUCCACAACCAAUUAGAAAAUCAUGA
Molecule: messenger RNA, 666 nt
Organism: Vicia faba (fava bean)
Lineage: Eukaryota; Viridiplantae; Streptophyta; Magnoliopsida; Fabales; Fabaceae
Source: the annotation of a GenBank genome assembly